Hyphopichia burtonii NRRL Y-1933 is the source of this 1622-nucleotide messenger RNA. It is a transcript of the gene OPI1, whose product is annotated as transcriptional regulator. Lineage: Eukaryota; Fungi; Ascomycota; Pichiomycetes; Serinales; Debaryomycetaceae. Gene Ontology annotation, cellular component: nucleus; endoplasmic reticulum. The coding region runs from base 149 to 1558 and encodes 469 amino acids. Gene Ontology annotation, molecular function: transcription corepressor activity. The record is from RefSeq and is a predicted model, not a curated record. Gene Ontology annotation, biological process: phospholipid biosynthetic process; regulation of transcription by RNA polymerase II; endoplasmic reticulum unfolded protein response. The transcript has a single exon.
UGUCUAACAAAACGGAAAAAAAAAACAUGUAAAACAAAGAGAUCUCACAGAGUAAAAAUUUUAAUACGACGAUGGGAUAAAAAGACAGGAGAAACAGAAGUUUUAGUAGCUACUUUUCUGAGAGACGAUUAAUAGGAGCAAGUUAGAAAUGACCCAGAUAUCCGGAAGCAGAACGUACAAGCGUAAGUUGUCCGUUGGCGAUGACUAUAAGAGUGAACCCAAGGUCGAAAAGCAUAUGGAAAAGACGAUGGAUGAACCGAAUGGUACUGAAGAGACCACUGAAGUGGAAAGGAUAAAGGAAGAGUUGGCACCACCGCUGUAUGAAGCAGCAAUCAGAAUGCCUAUACCCAUAUCUGCUUCGAAUAGCAGUUCUAGUACAAGCACAACUACUGUUAGUGGUUCAAACUUGAAGAGACGACAUAAUAAUAACAACGAUGAUUUAGUGAGUGCAGCAGAGGCAUUAACCCAGUUAACUAAAUCCAUGACCCCGCCACCAGCGUCGUUGAGUUAUAAUCAACUCCCGCCACCAACCAGGUCGUUACAUUCUGGAGUCACCAGUCCAAUCUCUUCAUUGUCAAUCAAUGAUCAUCAUAACCACGAACAUCCGUUGGUUACCAAAGUUAAUAAAGUCAGUAAACAUCCAAUUGUGACUAAUGCGUUCACUUAUUAUGAAGAACAGAAAAGAAAGUAUGCAUCUUUCAACUACGCAGCCGAAAUUGUGGAAAAAGCAGCCAUCCCGGUGGUUAAUAAGAUUGAAUUAAACUUGAAUAAUAGAUACCAAGCCCAACGAUCUAAAUUAGAAGAAAAAUCGGUUAAAAAAAGAAGAAAGUUAUCAAAGAAAAGAUCAUGUUCCAUAUAUAAGAAAAAUGAAACUAAAAAGAGAUUACAAUUCUGUUUACACAUUUUAAAAUUAGCAAAUGAUAAUAUAAACUCCAAAGUAUUCAACUUACAAGAAAGAAUGUUGAAUAUCGAAAAGGAGAAGAGAUUGAAAAAUGAAGAGGUUAAACAAGAUAAACCGGAUAGUAAACCAAAUAAUGAAGUUGCUCAACAAACGAAAACCGAAAUCAUCACCACCGUUAAAAAAAUCAUUCAUUUAAUAUCAAAUUUUAAACCUUCUUCGCUUAAUCCUUCACAAACUACCAGUGAUGUGGAUCAGAAUCUUGAUAAUAUCUCAAUCAAUUCUAAUAACCCAAACAACCUAGAAUUAAAAUCAACCAUUCGUGAUAUCAUUCUUAAAUUACCAAUUACUAUACAACAAACCGCAAUUACAAAUAGCACCUCUGCUCAACAAGCAAAUGAUAAAAUCUUUGUCUUUGCCAAAGAGUCCUUGGAAAUGAUUGGUAAACUAACCAACGUCUUUAAUGAACAAUUAGAAAAAGCUGAAAACUGGGUCAAUGGUGAUGAAUCAGAUAACUUAAACUUGUCAAGACAACUAUCUCAAUCAAGUUCAACUCCUUCUCUAGAUUCAGUCAUUGCCCCAAUUCCCUUAUCUACAAAAGAUUCAAAUAUCAAAUCGGCCUCUCCAGAAUCACCCCAAACUAAAGUUGAAGGUAAUUAAUUUAUGUAUUUUUAUAAUGAAGUAAUGCUUUUAUUUUUUUACUCCCAAUAAUAACGUAGUUUAC